UCUGUGCACCCCCUCUCUGCCUCCCCCGUCAGGCCCCCACUUGGUAGCACCCUUCUGAUCCCCUUAUCUCUAAGUCCUCAGGGAAACACGCUCCUGCAGGAGCUUUCUCGGAAGUGCUGCCCUGACUGCCCAGAAGCCAUGAGCCCGGCAACUCCGGUGCCGCCUGAUUCCACCCUGGAAAGUCCUUUUGAAGAAAUGGCCCUGGUGAGGGGCGGCUGGCUGUGGAGACAGAGCUCCAUCCUCCGCCGCUGGAAGCGGAACUGGUUUGCCCUGUGGCUGGAUGGAACUCUGGGCUACUACCGCGAUGAGACGGCCCAGGAUGAGGAAGACCGCGUGCUCAUCCACUUCAAUGUCCGUGACAUAAAGGUCGGCCAAGAGUGUCACGAUGUGCAGCCCCCAGAGGGCCGGAGCCGUGACGGGCUACUGACUGUGACCCUAAAGGAGGGCUCCAAACUGCACCUGUGCGCGGAGACCCGGGAUGAUGCCAUAGCAUGGAAGACGGCACUGCUGGAGGCAAAUGCCACCCCGGCCCCAGCUGGAGCCACCGUCCCACCCAGGAGCCGCCGGGUUUGCCCCAAGGUCAGGUGUGUGACCAGCUCAUGGAGCCCCUGUAAAGUUGAGAGGCGGAUCUGGGUGCGUGUCUACAGCCCAUACCAGGACUACUACGAGGUGGUGCCCCCCAAUGCACACGAGGCCACCUACGUCCGCAGCUACUAUGGGCCGCCCUAUGCAGGUCCCGGCGUGACGCACGUGAUCGUGCGGGAGGACCCCUGCUACAGCUCGGGCGCCCCGCUGGCCAUGGGCAUGCUGGCCGGGGCCGCCACGGGCGCCGCGCUGGGCUCUCUCAUGUGGUCACCCUGCUGGUUCUGAACCUUGGGACUCCGAGAGCUCGGGACCCCGCGCUUACCGCUAGCCCCCUUUACCUCCUGGAUUCCACCACCCACGCCCGCUCCCAUUUGACCCUCUCCUCGCCCUGAGCGCCUUCUGGGCUUGAGCCAUCUCCCCUUUUCUUUCCUCCUCCCCUCUCCCAACUCCAGAAGAAGCUGUCAUCUGAGGCAGGAACAUGGCUAGAAAUCCCCACAUCCGGACACCCCAGAAAUCCCCUACAGACGCAUAUGCAUACAUUUCCUGCAAACGCACCAGGAGACAGCAAACAACUUCAUCUGGAUUUAAAUCUCCCAGGCUCUGGUGUGACAACAUUAAUAGGGCUCCCUGCCUCUCCUGGGAGAGCGCCAGGCGUGGUGAGGGAAACGGGAGUAAACAGACACUUGACCAAGCUGCAGAGUCAUCUGUCCUUUGACAAGGCUGAAUAGGGGAAGUGCGUGAGGCAGGUAGGCUGGGAGCGCUGCUGUUGGCACAUCCAAAGAAUUAAAGCCGGGCGUGGUGGCGCACGCGUGUAAUCCCAGCACUUGGGAGGCUGAGACAGGAGGAUUGUUGCGAGUUGGAG
Molecule: messenger RNA, 1447 nt
Organism: Chinchilla lanigera (long-tailed chinchilla)
Lineage: Eukaryota; Metazoa; Chordata; Mammalia; Rodentia; Chinchillidae
Gene: Plekhb1
Product: pleckstrin homology domain containing, family B (evectins) member 1
Exons: 8
Coding region: 139-870 (243 amino acids)
Biological process (GO): regulation of cell differentiation
Cellular component (GO): membrane
Source: RefSeq, a predicted model, not a curated record